Electrophorus electricus (electric eel) is the source of this 1441-nucleotide messenger RNA. RefSeq names its product H-2 class II histocompatibility antigen, E-S beta chain-like. Gene Ontology annotation, biological process: antigen processing and presentation; immune response. The record is from RefSeq and is a predicted model, not a curated record. Gene Ontology annotation, cellular component: membrane; MHC class II protein complex. NCBI's taxonomy places the organism in Eukaryota, Metazoa, Chordata, Actinopteri, Gymnotiformes, Gymnotidae.
CUCUCUCAGUUGUUGGAAAGUGGAUGUAAGUGACACAAAAUGUUCUUCAAUUUGCAGCUGUUGCUUGUAAUCACUGCGGUGUUAGGAACGGAUGGAUAUUAUCAUUACGUGAUAGCAGAAUGCCUCAGUAGUUCGUCAGCUCUCACAGAUGUGGUACUCAUUGCUACAUUUUAUUUUAAUAAAGACCCAGUAUUACGGUUCAACAGCACUGUGGGGGAGUAUGUAGGGUUUACUGAACUCGGAGUGAAAAAUGCAGAAAUCUGGAACAAAGGGCCUGAAGUGCAGCAGGCGAGAGCUCAGCUGGAGGGAUACUGCAAAAACAAUCUAAGAAUUGACUACUCUGCUGUUCUGGAUAAAGCAGUAAAGCCAAAGGUCCAGCUGAAGUCAGAACUGCAGUCUGAUGGCAGUCGUCCAGCCUUGCUGAUGUGCAGCGCGUACGACUUCUACCCUCCGGUCAUCAAGAUUUCCUGGCUGAGAGAUGGUCAGAAGGUGACCUCUGCUGUGACGUCCACCGAGGAGAUGCCUGAGGGAGAUUGGUUCUACCAGAUCCACUCCCAACUGGACUACAUACCCAAAUCUGGGGAGAGGAUCUCCUGUGUGGUGGAGCACGCCAGCUUCCAGCAACCCAUGGUGUACGACUGGGACCCGACUCUUCCUGAGUCUGAGAGGAACAAGGUUGCUAUUGGAGCUUCAGGGCUGGUGUUGGGGAUCAUCCUAUCAGCUGCUGGAUUCAUCUACUACAAGAAGAAAUCCACAGGGCGAAUCUUGGUGCCAAGUUAAAUGAACUUGUGUUAAUACGGAGAAGUCACCUUUGACCUCAAGGAUCAAAGAAGCGGAGUCUAUGUCACACCUUUUUUUGUAUUUGUUCUCUCUUCAUUAAACUUAUUUUAAAUAGAUGAUUUAUCUAAAAAAAUGCAAUUUUUUACAUGAGCAUUUGCAGGAUAGUUUUUUUUUUUUGGUAUAAGACAUAUGAAAAGAAUAAUGUGAGUCCUGUUAGAGAUCUGAACAGAAAUAAUCCUGUGUGUUAACUCAUUCUACUAUAGAUACUGAUUGCUUAGACAUAUACAGCCCUACUACAGGUUUAUAAAAGAUAGAUCAUAAUCAAAUCUUCAAUUUUAAGUGCAUUUUAAAUGCAUUAACUCAAAGAAAAAAUGGUUACUGCUACCAAAAAAUGACAAGAGUUAAAUGUUGUGCUGAGAUGGAUAAAUCUGUCCUGUCUGUAGUGUUCUCUGCAGUCCUCUUUAGUUCUGAUUUUAGAGCACAUGCACCCCCUCUUUCUCAGUUAAUUUAAUGGUUUUCACUAUAAUUAUAUACUAACAUAUUGUUGUAAGUUUUUUUGUUAGUAGCUUGAUAAGUGUAUAAUAUUUUGUAGUGGAAUUGCCUGAUGAUCAAUGUCAGUGUUUUAUUGCUCUAAAUAAACUUUCCUUUCUUUGAAAAACAA